Cygnus atratus (black swan) is the source of this 1936-nucleotide messenger RNA. Its product is annotated as serum response factor. The record is from RefSeq and is a predicted model, not a curated record. Lineage: Eukaryota; Metazoa; Chordata; Aves; Anseriformes; Anatidae.
AAUUACCUGGCGCCAGUGUCUGCCAGCAUCAGCCCCAGUGCCGUCACCAGUGCCAACGGGACCGUGCUGAAGACUACUGGAGCCAGUGCUGGUACGUCCGGGGGCCUCAUGCAGAUACCCACCGGCUUCACCCUCAUGUCAGGUGGUACCAUGGCUCAGCAGGUCCCUGUCCAAGCAAUCCAGGUGCACCAGGCACCGCAGCAAACGUCUCCCUCCAGUGACAGCAGCACUGACCUUACCCAGACCUCUUCCAGCGGAACAGUGACCCUCCCAGCGACCAUCAUGACAUCGUCUGUGCCAACCACGGUGGGCGGCCACAUGAUGUACCCAGGUCCGCACGCGGUGAUGUACGCGCCCACCUCUGGCCUGGCGGAUGGUGGGCUCGCAGUCCUCAACGCUUUCUCGCAGGCGCACUCAGCGAUGCAGGUUUCCCACAGCCAGGUCCAGGAUCAGGGUGGUGUCCCCCAGGUGUUCCUGACAGCCCCAUCAGGCACCGUUCAGAUCCCAGUCUCGGCUGUCCAGCUUCACCAGAUGGCUGUCAUCGGGCAGCAGAGCAGCAGUGGCAGCAGCCUGACGGAGCUGCAGGUGGUCAACUUGGACACCUCGCACAGCGCCAAGAGUGACUGAGAGGCCUCUGCUGCUGGCCUUGUGCCGUCCCUGGCUUGUCGUGCCGGUGCUGGGGCUGGCAGCCAUUCGUUCUCGUACAGACUGCACCAGUUAUUUAUUGUUGCCUUUUCACGUUUCCUUCAUUCCACACAUGCACACACACACGCCACCACCCACCACACACACACACACACACACAGGCAUGCGCGUGGGCUGCAGGACCCGCCUGGGGAGGAGCUGUGCCGGGGCCACGCAGGGCUUUGGGGGCGUCGGGAUGCUGCGAUAGCUGUGCUUGUCUCUCGCCAGCCAAAGAAACUUGUCUCUCGAGGGGAGGGUGCACACCAUGCUGUAAAUAAAUACUGGGGGGCCGUUCCCAGCUGGAGGCCCUGGAUCCUUCUAGGUGCUCCUGGUUGCCUUGGCUGUGGGUGUUUGCUCUGCGUGGGGCCCUGGAGCUGUCCCCCGGAGCCGGAGCGGAGCCGUGCUGGCCUCAGCAAUGUGCCUUUGUGGGGGUGACGGGUCCUGGCCGCGGCAGCUCCCCGCCCCGGGCUCCGCAGGGGAGCGAGUUGGCCAGCUUGGACGUGCAUCUCUGGUUUGGGCCGGGCACGUGGCCCCAUCCUCCUUGUAUGCACUACAGCAAGCCCCUCUGCCCUCAGUGCCUCCUCGUCGGGCUGCCCGGCGGCUCUGCAGCCUGCCCGGCUCUGCCCCCGGCAGCCGAAAUGCUCAGCGGGUGCCUGGGAGCUCAACGAUGCCCCGCAGAGCUCCCGGGGGACUCCGCGGCCAGCCCGGCCCACGCUCCCGUCUCGGCCCCCUUGCACUGCUUGCGGACUCCCAUACGCCCGAGGGGGAUGUGGCCGGAUCUUUCCCGCAUCCCUCUGCAGCUCCAGCCGCUGCUUUCUAAAUUUCUGUGUCUGAUGCAAGGCGGAGAGCAACUCGAGUGUCAAAGGAAGAAGCCCGCGGGGCACUGAGCUGCUGGGCAGGCGGCAGGCUCUUCCCGGAGCCACCAGGGUGACCUGCGGGGCCAUCCGGGGCUGUGGAGGAGCCUCAGCAGGGCCGGGGGAAAAAGGGGCUGGAGCAUGCUUGGUCCUGCUAUGGAGUUGCUGUGAAUGGCUCUGCUACCUAGCCCUGUCCCUGGAGGGAGAGUGAGGCAAGUAAGAAGAAGCUGCUGAAACCCUUAGGGGAAGGAGCAGCUACUGUAAUUUUUUUUAAGUUAAAGACGAAGCCUUGGGGAAAAAAAAGAAAAAAAAAAAAAAAAAAAGAAAAUGACUUUAUUUUUCUAAGUGUUAAACUCAGUAUUUAUGUAAUUCUUUAAGGAAUAAAAGUUUGGCUCCUG